UAAGACUUCGUUCUCAAACAGAGGGUCCCCAGAACUCUUUCGUUCAACUGCCACCACCAUCCUUUCGCUCGACUUUCAUUAACAGAUCCCAAAAAUUUUUCUGCGAAGAUGAGGUUGAAAAACCUCAUUCCCACAUUCCUUUUUUCUCUUCCUCUUUUCUGCUCUUCUGUUGAUGCUCGUCGUCGUCAUAGAGAGGCUGGGCGUCAUCUCGCUCUGCACGAACGAGAAGUUGUUUCUCAACGCCAGUAUCGUCCUCAGCGCAUCUCGUCGCGCGACUUGAUUGAUAUCUGCAUCAACCUCGACGCAGUCGUCGAUGGCAACCCGCUGCUCGAGGAACUUUUUGUUGGACUUCACCUCUGUCUCUGUCUAAAGGAAAGGCAUACGGCGUGUUUCAUCGUUUGUUUACUAACCCGCCUUAUACAGGAUCUCGAUAUCUUUCUGGAUACUUACGUUGGCCUCGAUAUUCUCGGUCUUCGGGCCCUGGUUGAAGCUGAACUCAAAACCUUCUUUAAAUCCCAACCGGCCUGCGAUCCCCUCCCGGCCCACGCUCACCGUGCUUGCACUACCGAGGAUCCAUGCUCAUGCACAUGCGACUCUGGUUAUAUUAAGUCUGGUGGUGAAUGCGUCUGCCCUCCUCCCAACUCAGUUUGUAAUGGCGUCUGCGGUCAUUUCCCUCAUGGCUGCGGUGGCCGUCCAUCAUCUCUUCCUCGCUCACUCAAAAAACGCGCAGCUCAGGAACUCACGUUUGCCGACGCUCAAGCAUACUGCGGUGACAAACGAGUUUGUGGUGUUCCUGGUGACUCUGACCGUGCUUUCGAAUGCAUUGACAUCAAAACUUCUGACGACAGCUGUGGCGCUUGCUUAUAUGCACACCCUUGGUCACAGAACAGUGUGACUGUUGGAGGCCAAGACUGCUCUACAGUCUCGUCUCCUCAUGCACUUAGUCACCGCUGCGAAGAUGGCCAGUGCGUUGCAAACGAAUGCGCCAAAGGGUAUAUCGCUGGCACGGGUGGCUGUGUACCUUCAAGCCGUAUUAUUCCCCGAGUAGCUCUUGGAGCUCCUGUUCCAGUGGUCCUACCCAGCUCGGCCACGAGGAUUGAUUCUGACACCGCAACACAUGUUACUCCGGAUGCACCGCUCGCUAGCUCUACCACUGACCUUUCAUUGUCGAGUACAAUAGGCAGUCUUGACAAUCUUUCAAAUUCUGGUACUCUCAGUAGUCUUACAAGCCCAUCCGAUUCUCUCAAAGAACUCACCGACCUUGGUUCUCUUAGCGAUCUUAGUGGUGAGUUUAUAUAUAUAUAUGGAUAAGCUAUUUUGUACAUUUUUGUUCACGUUCUUCCUUCGGUAGGAGCAUCCUCUACGGUCUCCACUGUUCUUUCCAACAGAGACGAAGACUGUGGCUGUAAUAACGACGGUAGCGGCAGUAGCCAAGAUCACCCACCUCCACCUCCACCCCCGCCAUCAACCUCAUGCCCCACUUCCGGAUCUUCGAGUGCAUCUGGUACUUACGGUGACCUGAUCAACGGUCUUUUGGGUAGCCUUGGACUUC
Molecule: messenger RNA, 1552 nt
Organism: Lentinula edodes (shiitake mushroom)
Lineage: Eukaryota; Fungi; Basidiomycota; Agaricomycetes; Agaricales; Omphalotaceae
Exons: 5
Coding region: 109-1311 (400 amino acids)
Source: RefSeq, a predicted model, not a curated record